Messenger RNA from Phycomyces blakesleeanus NRRL 1555(-), 447 nucleotides. RefSeq lists its product as hypothetical. The record is from RefSeq and is a predicted model, not a curated record. The coding region runs from base 1 to 447 and encodes 148 amino acids. NCBI's taxonomy places the organism in Eukaryota, Fungi, Mucoromycota, Mucoromycetes, Mucorales, Phycomycetaceae. The transcript has 4 exons.
AUGUACAUGUAUUAUAGUGCCCGAAAGACAUCUAUAUUAUUUUUCUUUAUCCAACUCCUCGAGCUCAAAUACGCUCAAUUUGACAGUGAUACCUCCAAUUUGAAAUAUCGUUUGCAAUGUUCUUACUAUGGUAUAUACCCUACAAUCAAGACCUUCCAAAAGGUAACCGUUUCAAUUAUUGAUUUGAUAUUUGGAAAAUUGGGCGAUAAGUUUAUGAGUCCGGAAUAUUACAUUGAUACCAUUAUGUCAACUGAAUUGUAUCAAUCUUCAAUUGUACCACACUCUGUGCGGCUUGAAGGAUUAGGGAUUUAUUUUAGUUGGUCCUAUAGACCUCAAGCAAAUGAUCAGAACUUGGAAAAGACCACAGUUGUUGUGGAUUUUGUGGCUUGCUAUGAAAUCAAUACACAAAAGCUCUAUGCCUUUUAUAUAUUGCCACUUGGUCUUUGA